Oryzias melastigma (Indian medaka) is the source of this 459-nucleotide messenger RNA. RefSeq names its product tryptase gamma. The transcript has 3 exons. Lineage: Eukaryota; Metazoa; Chordata; Actinopteri; Beloniformes; Adrianichthyidae. Gene Ontology annotation, molecular function: serine-type endopeptidase activity. The annotation marks the transcript as partial. Gene Ontology annotation, biological process: proteolysis. The record is from RefSeq and is a predicted model, not a curated record.
GUGCAGACGCUCAGACAGAUGUCUGUGGCAAAGCUGCCCUCAACACCAAGGCAGAGACCAGGAUCGUUGGCGGCCAGGCCGCCGCUGCGGGGUCGUGGCCCUGGCAGGCCAGGCUGACUAUAAGGGGGGCUCUCUGUGGGGGGUCUCUGAUCAACAGCCAGUGGAUCCUGAGUGCUGCUCACUGUUUCAGCAGCACCAGCACUUCAAAUGUGGUUGUUUACCUGGGAGAAACCUCGAUAGACAACAGUCCUAACUCCGUCAGCAAGACGGUGUCCCAGAUUAUUGUACAUCCAAACUACAACAGCCAAUCUCAGGACAACGACGUUUCUCUGGUGAAGCUGUCCUCGUCUGUGACCUUCAACAACUACAUCAGCCCCGUUUGUUUGGCGGCAGCGGGCAGCGACUUCCCCGGCGGGACCACUGCCUGGGUCACCGGCUUUGGGACUCUUUCAUCUGGAG